Messenger RNA from Terrapene triunguis (Three-toed box turtle), 1941 nucleotides. RefSeq names its product interferon-inducible GTPase 5-like. The coding region runs from base 1 to 1941 and encodes 646 amino acids. The transcript has 2 exons. The record is from RefSeq and is a predicted model, not a curated record. NCBI's taxonomy places the organism in Eukaryota, Metazoa, Chordata, Testudines, Emydidae. Gene Ontology annotation, molecular function: GTP binding; GTPase activity. Gene Ontology annotation, cellular component: membrane.
AUGUCUGUGGAACAAACUAAACAGAUCGAGGCUGCUAUCAAAGCAGGAAACUUCUUAGAAGCAGCUUCUGUGGUGCAGACAUUCAAGAAUUUGUCAGGCAUUGAUUUCAAUAUCGCCGUCACGGGGGAGUCGGGAUCUGGAAAAUCAUCUUUGGUCAAUGCCAUCCGGGGCCUGGGAAAUGAAGACAAAGGCGCUGCUGAGACCCGUGUGGCGGAAAUGACCAAAGAACCAGUACCAUAUUGGCAUCUUAUGUGUCCCAUGAUGAUUGUUUGGGACCUGCCAGCGAUUGGGACCCCAGAUUUUCAGCCAGACGCUUAUCUGAAACAAGUGAAGUUCAGCCGCUAUGAUGUCUUCAUCAUUAUCGCUUCAGAAAGAAGCAGAUUCUGCCACACCAAGCUAGCUCGGGAGAUCCAGAAGAUGGGAAAGAAGUUUUUCUUUGUACGCUCCAAAGUGGACUUGGACCUGUAUAAUGAGGAAAGCAAAGGGAGCACCAAUGAAGAGAGAAUCCUGGAGAAAAUCAGAAAUGUCUGCGUCAACAACCUGUCCAGAAUAGGAAUGAGCUCCCCACAGGUUUUCCUUGUGUCGAGUUGGGAAUUUCAGAAAUACGAUUCUCCACAGCUACAGAAGACUUUGCUAAAGGAACUCUACCACCACAAGAUGGAGACGUUCAAGGCCACUGAGGCCCCUAGCAGCAGUAGGAUAACGGAAGAUUCAAAAACUCACUCAGAUGGUUUCUUUUCAAAAUGGAGCAGUAAACUGCCCGGUUUGUCUGAGGAGGAAACUGAAAAAUUCCAGACUGCUGUCAAAGCUGGGAACUUCUCAGAAGCCAUUUCUGUGGUGAACAUGUCUGUUGACACGUUAAGAAAUACCAAGCUCGACAUCGCCAUCACAGGGAACUCAGGCUCUGGGAAGUCGUCUUUCAUCAAUGCCAUAAGAAGCCUGAAUGAUGAUGACAGUGGUGCAGCUAAGACUGGGGUGAUAGAAACAACCAGUUUGCCAACUGCUUAUCCCCAUCACAUGCACCCAAAUGUCACUAUGUGGGACCUUCCUGGGAUCGGAACAAUGAAGUGUCCAGCAGAAAAAUACAUAAAAGAUAUGAAAUUUGAUCGUUAUGAUUUCUUCAUCAUCAUCUCAGCUGAGCGCUUCACAGAGGCUGAUACCAACCUUGCCAAAGAAAUCAACAGCAUGGAGAAGAAGUUUUACUUUGUUCGCUCCAAGGUGGAUAUGGACUUGUCUAAUGAACGAAGAAAAAGAGAUUUCAAAGAGGAGAAAACUCUAGCGACAAUCAGAAGUGACUGCAUGGAGCAGCUACAAAAAGCAGGGAUCAUCUCCCCACAGGUUUUCCUAGUGUCAAGAUGGGACUUUCACAAGUACGAUUAUCCCCAACUGCAGGAGACUUUGGCGAAAGACCUCAAAACUCACAAGAGACAUGUUCUCAUCUGUGCCCUGCCCCGUACGUCUGAAAAAAUCUUGAAAGAGAAACAGAAGGCCCUGCAGGAACAGAUCUGGAAACAAGCCCUGAAGUCGUGUAGUAUCGCUGCUGUUCCUCUCCCAUUUCUCUCGGUUAAGUGCGAUGUCAAGAUCUUGGUGGAAAACAUGAGAGAGUAUUGCAAGUCCUUUGGCCUGGAUGAUGAUUCCCUCGAAUCACUUGCUAAACAAGUUCGGAUGUCUGCUGAUGAGCUGAAGUGUGUAAUAAAGUCCCCUCUGGCCAAAGAUAUAACAAGAGAAGAGGCUUUGAAGCGGCUCAGAGAGGCUACAGGGGAACGUAUGAUGACAGUUAAAUAUUUUAUCAGCGUGAUACCACUGAUUGGCACUGGGAUAGCGGCAAAGAGAUCGUACAGUGUCACCUAUGAAGUGCUACAUACAUUUUUGGAUGAAGUUGCAGAAGAUGCUCUACGAGUCCUGAAAAAGGCUUUGGAGGGAGCAGAGAAUAACCAAUAA